Molecule: messenger RNA, 854 nt
Organism: Budorcas taxicolor (takin)
Lineage: Eukaryota; Metazoa; Chordata; Mammalia; Artiodactyla; Bovidae
Gene: INAFM1
Product: InaF motif containing 1
Exons: 1
Coding region: 91-528 (145 amino acids)
Source: RefSeq, a predicted model, not a curated record
UGGACAGGGAGAGUUAAGCGCGGAGGCGGUCCCCCGGAGUGGGGGCGGGCCCUGUGCGGGCUGUGGCUCCCAGCCGAGUGGGCUGCGGGGAUGCGGGGCACGAGCUGCGUGGGCGGCGGCGGCGAGAGCCCGGGUGGCGCAGGGCUGAGCGAGGGCCCGCGGGGCCGUUGGCUGCGCCUAGCCCCGGUCUGCGCCUACUUUCUCUGCGUCUCGUUGGCUGCCGUGUUGCUCGCUGUCUACUACGGUCUCAUUUGGGUUCCCACGCGGCCCCCUGCAGCCCCAGCCGGCCCGCCGCCCAGCGCGCAGUCCUCUCCGUGCGGAGCCCGCGCGGGUGCGCUGCCUGCCCCGGCGCCCGCCGCCGCCUCGGUCUCUUGCCUCCUGGGAGCCCCUGGCGGGCCGAGACCCCAGCUCGAGCUGCCGCGCAGCCGCCGCCGCCGCUACAGCGACCCCAGCCGCCGCCGCCGCCGCCCGAGCCGCCAGACGCUGGGGAAGACGCAGGAGGCCGCGGGGGGCCGAGGACCUGGGUAACCUUCCUUUUCACCCAAGAUGGACCGCCAGCCUUCGAGAGCCCGGCGCUCUCGCCGCGGAUGCGCCGGCUCCGAAUUGGUGUCUGGCUCCCUCUUCAUGACUAGCGUUUGCGGAGCUGUCAUCCUGAAGAAUGGGGGGCGAAUGGGAGCCGGCUCUGGUCCUCGAUCCUCGCAGCUUCUCCGCCCUCAGGCCGGGUCCUCCACCAGGCAGACCCCAUACUGAUCACUGCCUCCUGCUCCUCCUUCCGUAGGAUUCUGUGCACGGAGCCCUCAGCCUGACCCUCUCCCUCCGUGUGCAUCUAUCCACCUGCAAUAAACUCCAGCCCC